UUCAAGAAUAAUAUUAAAAAGUACAAAAGCUUGGUUGGAAAACUUGAGACUCAUGAGUUCAAUAUGAAGCGUAAAUAAGACUCCUAAAAUGAUUGGAGAAUUUAGACUUAAAGAGGAGAUCAGGCAGUCCACUUUUAAUGAAGUAGUCAAUCUAGUCAAUGAAAUUGGUCACCUCAACUCUAAUAGUUUCGCCCUCAUGGGUACUUAUUUCAGCCAGAAGCAUGAAGAUAUUGAGUUAAGGAAGAACAUCAUCCAGGAAUACAAGAAGGGAAUGAACAACCCUAGCAGGAGUGUUGCUCUCCAUGAAAAGCAAAUUGCUAUUAGAAAGGAUGUAGUGAAGCAGAAGUUCCAAGUUACUAAGUAGCAAAAUAUAAUCUUCAGAAUUUUUAUUCGCACUUUGUGCAUUAGAAUUGCCAUGUCAAU
This is a messenger RNA of Moneuplotes crassus, 423 nucleotides long. The record is from the annotation of a GenBank genome assembly. NCBI's taxonomy places the organism in Eukaryota, Ciliophora, Spirotrichea, Euplotida, Euplotidae.